Molecule: messenger RNA, 1038 nt
Organism: Fusarium redolens
Lineage: Eukaryota; Fungi; Ascomycota; Sordariomycetes; Hypocreales; Nectriaceae
Product: Alpha/Beta hydrolase protein
Exons: 3
Coding region: 1-1038 (345 amino acids)
Molecular function (GO): hydrolase activity
Source: RefSeq, a predicted model, not a curated record
AUGGCUUCUCAGUCUGCAGAGCGUGACGCUCAGUUCAACACCCUUGUCGAUGUUUUGCACAGUGUCAAAAGCGACAUAUUCGAUCCUUUCACCAUCAGCCGGACAUACUACGAGUCUGCAGGAGUUCAUAUCGGCGUUGAUAUUUUAAUUCCUCGUCAACUCAAAAGCCGGAACCCACCAGUCGUCGUCAGAAUCCACGGCGGUUUUCUAAUCACCGGUUCAAGUUUGUUUCCUGCUUGGUUCUCCAAAUGGGUUCUUGACUUUGCUGAGGAGCAAGAUGCUGUUAUUAUCAGUCCCAAUUAUAGGCUUCUUCCGGAGGUGAAGGGACGAGAUAUCAUUGAGGAUAUGGCAAACUUCUGGAGUUGGGUGCACUCUGGAGGACCUUCCCGUCAUCUCGCAGCAAUUGGGGAACAUAAGCUUCGAUUGAACCUUAUAAGGACCCUUCUCGUGGGUGAAAGUGCUGGUGGCUACCUGGCUCUACAGUCUGUUCUGUCGGGCUUUGUGAGACCCAGGGCGAUUAUUGCCCUUUACCCAAUGGUCGAUAUGAAAGCGGCUCACUUCACCAAGUCCUAUGCAAAGUCAAUCGUCGGUGUAACGAACUACCCCAGCGAGGAUGUCGAAAAGUUCGUUUACUCUACUUCUGGACGGCCUGCAAUCACUGAGGCAGAUCCUCCUGUGAGACUUGACUCAGCUAUGGCAGUUGUGCAUAACGGGCGCUAUCUGGAGCUUUUGGGCCAGGACCCUGAGUUAUUUAUCCUUGAUCGCAUUGAGAAAAUGGGAUCAACUUUAAACCCUGGGGGGUCUUUGUUGCCGCCCUUGUUCCUGCUUCAUGGUGAGGAGGACAGCGCAGUACCUAUUGAUGGUACACGAAAGCUAGUGGAUUCCCUGCAACGGUUUGACCCAGGUACUAAUAUUCAUCUGGCUAUCAGGCCGGGGGACCAUGGAUUCGACUUUACGGCUACCAUUGAUGAGCCUUGGUUGAGAGAAGGUUUGGAUUUUGUCGUUAGUCCAUGGUUAGAUAGUAAGAGUCUUAUAUAG